UUCAAAUUAACGAAAAGAAGAAAAAAAAACAUGUACAAACCGUCAUUAUUUAAUUAAAAUUUCUUUUAACUCGGGUUUAUAUACAAUUUGUAUGUAGAUAACUGUUGAAUGGUGGGGAUUGGGAAGUGGUAAAUACAAGUGUCAGCCAAUAGCGCUUGUCAGUUGCUCCGAAGCGCCACAGAGCAGUGUUUUUUUUCUUUUUUUCUUAUGUGUCAUGUAGUUAGUCGUGUGCGGCGGCCCUGUAUAACGCUAACGAUGACAAAAAUAUUUCUAAUCGUCAUUUCGUUAAUUAUUGGCAUUCAUUGUCAACUGAUAUUCCCUGAUGAAUUCGAAAGAUUCGAAAAAAUCAGUCCACCGAAUGGGAAUCAAAGUCCACCCUUUCCCACAUUUCCCCCAAAUACUUAUCCGAUCAGUGAGGAUAGUUAUACUCCCGUUAUAAAUAACAUUCAACAAGCAAAAAGUAUACAAAUAACGUUAUCAAAAAAUCACAAUAAUAAUAAUAAUAAUAAUAAUGGAUUAUCAAGUUUUGGUUCGUCAAACACGAAUAGGACUGAUGAAAAAAUCUACUGGAACGAUUAUGUUAAUAAUCUCAUAAUUAAAGGAGUAAUGAAGUUUGCUUUGGAUAUGAACCAUGCAAUCGACGCAGAUCAGCAAGAAUUAUCUAUGAGCUUGAAUCGUCAAAAUGUUGUAUUUUCUCCAAUAAGUUUAGUAGCAACACUGGCUAUAGUUUUACUUGGUUCUGCUGGCAAGACUUUUGACCAAGUGGAAAAAAUCCUCGGUCUUUCGUCUGAUAUUGAUAUUUCUAGCCAUUCAGAAAUUGUUCAUGAAAUGUUGGCUUUAUUACUCGCUUCCAUAGAUACCAGAUUACCGAUCAAUGCAACAGGCCCUCAAGUUAAAUUUGCUAAUGGCAUAUUUAUUCAGGCUGGUUAUCCCAUUCGUCCAGAAUUUUUAGCAAUCAGCCAAGGAGUUUAUAAUAAUGAGGCAAUUAAUGUCGACUUUAUGAGACAAUCUGUGACAGCUCAGAGGAUUAUAAACAAUUGGGUAGACAUGAAAACCCAUGGAAAAAUUAAGAAUAUUUUGACACAAGCCCCCAACCCCGAAACUAAGAUUAUUUUCGCAUCUUCUUUAUACUUCAAUGGUGAAUGGAAUAAAUACUUCCUCAACAAAGGCACCAAACGGAAACCAUUUACGUUGGCAUCUGGACAAACCGUUGACGUAGAUAUGAUGUAUAACGGUGGGGAUUUCCCGUUCUAUCGUGAUCAACAAUUGGGCAUAGAAAUUGUAGGACUUCCCUAUAAAAAUAGUGCUCAAAGCCCAGUUGAGCCAACUGAUUUUCGACUUUUUGAAUCAACAAUGUACAUUUUGUUACCAAUAUCUACAGAUCCAAAUGCUCUCAAGACGUUGCAGUCUACAUUGACGCCGGAUCUUGUUGAACAACUCAUAUUGCACAUGGAAAAUGAACAUUGUGUCAUAGGAUUGCCACGGAUGAAAUUGUCAAGUACAUUGCAUCUCAAACGUGCACUUGAGUCAUUGGGUCUGAUUUCACUCUUCCGCUCGGAUCAAGCAAAUCUGGCCCUCCUCUCUGCCGGUCCCAAUCGUCCCAUUCCUAAUAUAAUCCCAACCACAUCGGAUCCAUUAAUCUUUACAAGAAUCAAUAAUGAAGAUCCUCCAGGAACUGCUGAGUUAACAAGUGGCAACUUCACAGGACGAAAUAACUACUUCAAGUAUGAAGAUAAACAAGGCGGAUAUAAAGUACAACAAUGGAAUAAUGGAGUUUUUGUUGAAAAAAUUAUAAAAUCGGAACGCCAAAGAAGACAAUUAUCACCAGAAAGUGUAAAAAAAAAAUCUAGACUUUAUAAGCGACAAAUUAAUCGUCCCAUUGGCAAUGAUUUCAGUAAAUUCAUUGAAAGACAAGGUUUUUCUAAUUAUGGUCUUGAUGCGCUGAGAAAUAAUGCUCAUCUAGUUAAUCCUGGAUUAUAUGCUUCUGAUGUUGUACAUAAAGUUGAAAUUGAUAUAACAGAAACUGGUACGGUUGCUGCAGCUGCUACCAGUGCUACGAUUACACGCACCGCACAUCUCUUUAUAGCCAAUAGACCUUUUAUAUUUUUCAUCAGACAUGGACCAUCACGACUAAUUCUCUUCUGGGGUUCCAUCAAUCAACCCACCCCAAAUUAUUCGAAAUCAUUCAAAUAAUUUUUUUUCUCUUUUGCUCUCUAAUUCAAUUUAUUCCCCCCACAUUUUCCCGUAGGUUAUUAUUAUCAUUGAAUUAUUAUUAUUAUUACUAUUAUGAGAGAAGCAUAUCAACUUAUACGCUAUAUACCAUAUAUAGACAUUAUAUUUUUACUAAUAAAUUUGCCUUCAAGUGGCUACAUAUUUUGCUUGUAAUGUUGCCGUAAAUUUUUAUUAUUUAUUAUGCGGUCAUUGAAUUUUCAUCCACAUACAGAAACAUUUAUCAACAUUAAUAUUUCACUUAUUUAAGACUGAAUUCACUAUUUAAUUUUCAACAAUUCAUUUUGCCUAAUUCCCAAGCAAAUAGAGUUACAAUGAUUGAUUAUAAGAGCUUCAGUGAGUAUAAAUAAAUGAAGAAAACAAAUAAAUAAAUUCCAAAAGAAAAAAGAACAUU
Diachasma alloeum is the source of this 2623-nucleotide messenger RNA. RefSeq names its product serine protease inhibitor 28Dc. Gene Ontology annotation, molecular function: serine-type endopeptidase inhibitor activity. The transcript has 6 exons. Bases 208 to 2193 code for a protein of 661 amino acids. The record is from RefSeq and is a predicted model, not a curated record. NCBI's taxonomy places the organism in Eukaryota, Metazoa, Arthropoda, Insecta, Hymenoptera, Braconidae.